This is a messenger RNA of Torulaspora globosa, 2532 nucleotides long. RefSeq names its product Hkr1p (gene HKR1). The transcript has a single exon. NCBI's taxonomy places the organism in Eukaryota, Fungi, Ascomycota, Saccharomycetes, Saccharomycetales, Saccharomycetaceae. Bases 1 to 2532 code for a protein of 843 amino acids. The record is from RefSeq and is a predicted model, not a curated record. Gene Ontology annotation, cellular component: extracellular region; site of polarized growth; cell surface. Gene Ontology annotation, biological process: fungal-type cell wall organization; signal transduction involved in filamentous growth; hyperosmotic response. Gene Ontology annotation, molecular function: osmosensor activity.
AUGGAGUUGGAUUCGCAAAGUACAGAACAGCCUAGUACGUUUGCAGCUUUAACACUCUCAUCGUUGACUUCCCUUGCGCUAACAGUGACGCCUGGUAUCUCUUCACUUCAAAGCUUGCCAACUACCGAUUUAACAACAAAGCCGCAAGCAUCAAGUUUGCACGAUACUGGUAAAAGUGAGCCAAUGAGCUUGAUUCAAAGUACCAUCCAACCAACCGCCUCAGCCUCUGGGAUCGAACAGGUGAAUUCCUACCAAGUUUCUGAGCCACGAUCAACUAGCAGCAGUGCCACUACGGACAUUCAGGCGAGCGCACCAAUUUCGAUAUCCGGUAGCUUUGGGCAGGAAUCAAAAACGGUCGAUUCAUUCGACAGCCUGCAACCAACCCGCCUCAUUCAUUCAAGUGCGAAACUCAGCGCCACUCCUUCUACCGCUUCAACCCAAGGAAGCCAAAACGGUGAUUACAGUUUGACAUCGACUAACGCCAGGUCAGAACCUUCAAGUGAAAGCGCAGUUUCGCCGGUCGGCUCCUCACAAGGCUCGGAUGACUUGGCAUAUCCAAAAUCUUCACAGGCAGCCACGGUCACGCAAAACUUGGGUAUGACCACCGAGUCUAUGGGUGCGUUGACUACAAUUGCCGCCAGUAGCACCGCUUCUAUGACCACAGGAACAUGGUGGCUACCAAGCUCAAUUGAAAUUCAAUCACAAACUUCAAAUGCAGGCACCUCGUCGUUCAACCCCAGCGUUACCGCCAUCCUACCUCAUGUUAUAGCGCCACAAAGCACUGUUAUUCCUGCACCAGGUACGACGAAAAUUACUAUAGGGUUUGAUCGAGAAUUGAACUUCGAGUUUCUUGUUGAUCAUCCUCAGAGUUCAGCCCAGAUUUUCGCUUUCCUACCGUCUGUCCUGGUCUAUCCUUUCAGCGCAAAUCAAAUCAAGGACUUCAAUGGAUCUAAAAACAGAAAUGGCAAAUUCAUAGCAACAUGUGUCCAAAGCGGUACAACGACAGUUGCACCCGACUCUUAUUCUUUCCAAGAAAUUGGGAUUAACCUCAAACAAACCAACGAAUAUUCUUUUGUCAAUGUGUCAGAUGUGACAGUCAUUGAAAUCCAGCCAAUGACUCUUAAACAGAGGAACUAUCUGCUGUCUAUAGCAGUCGUGUAUUUUCCAGACGAUUUCGUGUCCGAACUCCAAAGCUAUAUCACCAAUACGACUUCUGGUUUAUAUCACAACCCGAAUCCAACUCUCUACGCCCUUGCACAGCUGAUUGAUCCUUCAAUACCGCUUACGGGGUUGGUGGAUGGCUCAGCAGGCGGUUCCUCUCCAGUUUCCUCCCAGGAUCCACACAGCCAUUCGCAACCAGAUGCUUCCAAAGCUUCAUCUAGCGAUGGAGAAUCGGGGAGCUUAGAGAGUACGGUGAAUUCGCAAAUCACUUUCGCCAUAACGAAGAGGCUAGUAGCAUAUCUCAUUUGCCUUGUCUUCGGCACGCUGCUAUGGAUUGUAGCGAGCCUUUUGAUGCACAGGUAUGUUCAAAAUGUCAGGAACAGAGGCGCAAAUAUGCCCAUUAUCAUCGAGGAUUACGAAAAGCGAGAAUAUUUAUCAGCUGAUGUGACUAGCCUUCAUUCUGCCAUUAGCAGUGCACCAAACUGCAAUGGCAAUAUCACUCAAAGAAUCAACAAGGAAGCUGCUUCAGAUCAACAUUUGCCAGGAGAUCUUGUAAUAACAGGUGACAAUACUGUUUACAGUGUUUCUCAUGAUUUGGAAUAUUAUGUUGCUGAGGAUGGCAGUUUCUAUUAUGCCGGCGCUUUGGACUCCACUACUGACGGAAAUGAAAGUACUAAACAUACUUCGCCCGAUAUGGAAGACAUUGACGACUUUUUAUACUCUGCCGAGCAGCAACGUUCAAGCCUGGCCAUGAACGAAACUUCCUAUGACAUUGGAAGCCUUGAGAUUGAUGAUGAGGGAAAUUUCGUUGUAUCUGACCCUAGUGAAGAGAUCGAACCGAUUGCACUCGAGACCGAUAACUCAGAAACCGUCGAGUCCUAUAACAAUAGAAAUCUCUACAAAAUGACUGAGACUACGAACUCAUACCAAAGCUCAAACGAAGCGGCUCAACCAACUGAUACCCGGGAGGCCAGUGAUCCUUCUUGGCCUAUCCAACGUUUCGGCCACGGUUCUAUAAGCAGAGCAGCUUAUGGCACAUAUUCCACAGACAAUAGUGACAAUGUUGCUCAAUACCUGCCUGGCGGCGAUUCCAUCGACGAAUACCUGUAUGAUGGGCUGAUCGAUGACUUUUCCGCUAGCGGUCCCCUCGAAGUGCAGAUUGAUGAAAUGGACGAUGAUGUUAUUGAUAUUCACGUAAACGACCUGGACGAGCUCGACGAAGAGAUGUACAGAAGACUAUCCAAAUUAAUGGAACACCAACAAAACAAUGAGAGCGGAAAUCUCCAUAUUUCGAAUGUCAUCGCGGCCAAAGCGCAAAGAAGUGAGAUAAAGCCAAGAAGCAGUGGCAGACGCAAUGACUUUCAAUUUUAA